AGUUCGGCCUGCGCAGACGCGGCGGAGUGCAAUCCAAUCCAACCCGCCGCAGGAUCCCACUUUCGCCAUCUUGGAAAAGUUGUGGACGAUCCGUAUGUGGCGUUUAACCCAAACGUGAAAAGAUGAAGAACAGCAGGUAUUUAAUCAAUUUGUAUUUAUUUUUUCACCAAUUCCAUUUGUCAAUUCGAUUUAAAGGUUAAAAUGUUUGGAGUAAAAGACUCGAGGUAAUAUACAGUCGAACAAUUUCUUGCGACUUAAUUUCAAUUGCUGCCAACCUGGACAAGACAUUUUUGUACUAGAAGCACAAGAAACAAUACUACACAGCGCGGUUAGGCUAAAGAAGGAGAAUAUUUUGUAUUUCUUUUUUCGUAUAUAGAUGAAUUAUGAUACCUAGUUGUUUUUAUAAAGAUUGAUGGUGAUUUCAUGUAGCUUAUUUCGUUCCUAGUCGCUCUUUGUACAUCUAACUAACCGACCAAUGUCGAUAAUACCGACAACGCGAAGCUAAAAAUAGCACAACCGCAGCCAGGGCUCAAUGUACUAGAUCGCCGACCAAAAAUCGACCCUGUGUCCUUUAGUUGACUGCCUCUGGCUUGUAUAGCCCACUAUCACACAGGUGUUCCAAGCUCAUGGCCACCUCAAGAUUUCAAAGAAGGCAAUUUUACUAAAACUCUCCAUACCUAAAUAGGUCUCUAGUCUCUAACUAUAAUACCGGUACUAUACCUAUAAAUAUUACUUGUAGUCUGUAGUUAUAAUCUAUACUAUAUUUAUACUAUAAAUAUAAAUACUAUUUGAUUAUAGUAAAGAGUAAGCCCUCUAUGACUAUGGUGUAGGCCUUAUCAGGCUUAUACUUAUGACUACUCGAGCCUAUAUCAGACCUGUUCACUCUUAUGAUUUUGGCGUACAAUGUACGGCUUUAAGGUGUCUUUUACGAUUCAGUCGAUUGUAUGCCAAGACCCGUCACAUCUACGAUUUUAAGAAACUGGGUUGAAAAUAUAUACAUUCCAGUAGUUUUUCCCAUAUAAAAAAAAAUUUAAAAAAAAGUAUAUUUUCAGUUUUUAAACCUGCCUUCUACAUCCAGCAGUCAAUGGAUUGAGAAAUACAAUUGUUAGGGGACCAAAUUUUACCUUUGCCCUGAGAGGGUAAGGCAGUGGUGUUGACUUAGGAGAUUUUGCGUAUGGGAGUGGGGGGGUAUCUAAAUAUUAAAGUCUUUAAAAUUAACCCCGCCACAUUUUGGUAAUGAUAGUUAUGAUGGCCAUAUAGUUACUCUUAGUUAGUUGCCUUAGUGACAAUUUUAGUAAAUCCUCGCUUUUGUUUUCUUCUUCAUGUAUGACUUACUUUUGUGACAUAAUUAUUUUGUUUGGUCUGCACGUUCACUCAAUAUAAAUUGAAUUUAUUAGCAAAUACACAUCUGCAAAACAAAGUGACAGCAGAUAGCAAUAUAAUCGUUGCUCAUCUACUUUUAGAAGUUAACUUUUUUGAUGCCAGCAUAACUCGAUCCCACUAGAAAUGCGAUACAAGUAGUUAUUGUAUUUAUUAUAUACACUGUUUGUUUAUUUAUUUACUAUUAAUAUACUGAAUUGUACGAUUUUGAGACGAUAAUAAUUUUUCGAUAUUGUAUAAUUUUGAGACGAUAUUGUACGAUGUUAGGAGUUCGAGGGUAAAAAGGUUUGCUAUAUUAUUUGUACAAUAUAAUAGUAGUAGGUGAAUUGCAUGAGGUAACUUCAGGAAAAUAAUUUGCAUCCCAUAUUAAGGAAAAAUGACAUUAACUGUGCUUAAUUUAACUAGAUUAAUGAGACACAAACAAUUUUGUGUAAAUAAAACAUUAUAUUUUCAGCUUUAAUGGUGAUUUUACAAAAUUACUAAUGUAAACGUUUCUGCUAAUGCCUUCAUCAGCACAAAGAACAAAAAAUUUAAAUAAGUAUAAAUUAAAUUUACAUAAUAUAUAUUUACAUGUAUCCUACCUAAAAAAUAGAAAAGAUUAAGAGUGGGUGCAAAUGCAGACAAAAACCAAGUUAAGAAGAACAGAAAGGAAGUGAGUGGAAGUAAAAUUGAAAAAUCAAACAUAUAAUAUUGUUUUAUUUACACAAAAUUGUUUGUGUCUAGUUAAUCUACUUUAAAGCUUGAUUGCAGUCCAACACUCUUAUAAUUAAUAAUUUAACUAUGAUGAAAUAAUUUGGGUAUUAAGUUAGUAGAAUAAAACAAUAAGCAUUUAUAAAAAUGUAUGAGAUAUGAAGAAUAAUACGGUAGUUAAAAAUAAUAAAUUUUUGAAAUGUAACUGAUGAGUGACAUAACAUGAAAAGGACAUAAUAGCAUCUUGAGAGUAUGCCGGAUUGAGAUGAAUUGACGAUAUAGAGAAGGACUUAUACCAGCUGAGGGUCUGUGCAUGGAGGCGGCAAGCCGUGGAUCAAUCCGAAUGAAAGAAUCUGUUGGAGCAGGCCAGGGCCCUUAUAUGGGCUCUAGCGAACUGAUGAUGAGGAUAAUCUUUUUAUAAGCUUUAUCUUAAAUUGCUCUGUUCUUUUGUUCGUUUGUGUGUGGUCAUAUCAUGCAUCUUAAUUUUGACUUCUUCCUGAUCUCCAACUGAGCUGAAACUUUGUACACUUACCCACCACCAAAGGCAAUACAACACUUCAAGAUCAGUAGGUCACCAGUGACCUCUACUGACCCUUGAGUGAUCUCUUUAGAUAUCUCAGGAAUGGAAAGUAAUAGAGUUUUCACUGCAGCGUUUCCUUAUGUAUGGUUACACUUUUUUACAUUUAAAUUUUAGACUCUUUAAAUCAUGUCUAGUAAAUUAACUUGUGUUUUAAAUCUUCCAAGAUUAAAAAGUGCAAAUUAAAACAAUAUUUUAAAAGAACACGCUUUUCCAAAAGGUACCAAAAAGUAUUAAAUAAUUGUCCACCAAAACAUGUAACAUUCAUAUGACUAAAAAAAACUAAGGGCGUCCAUGAGCUCAUUGUUCAUUGCAAAUCACAAAGAUAUGCACGCAGCGAAAUCACUAAUUUCAUUCCAUGCAUCAAGAUCGAUAAGAGCAUACAAUAGUAAUGAUUGCAGCAAUGCAAACAUUUGCAUGUUUCCAAAAUUGUAUUUGUCAAGUCUAUGACAUCAUUGCAUUUUAUGGAUGCCUAAUGAUGUUUUAGUCAUAUACAACUCUGAAGUUUUGGGGGAAAUUUUUCAUUUAUUUUACACUUUUUAGUAAAUUUUUGUUGAUUUCCUUUUUGAGUGUUUUUUUCUAAGGAAAACCUUUUAAAAACUACCGUACUUAGAUAGAAAGUACAUUUUUUUAAAAUACGGACAAAAUGUUAUAUCUGAGGUAACAGGACUUUGUAAUUGAUGUAACAUGUCUAAAUGCAAGCAAGCAAAAAUAGAACUAUUUCAAUUAUUUUACAGAAAUAAAAAUUCUUGUCUUUAGCUGUUAAAUAAACUUAAAUAAACCAUAAAUAACAGUGCUUUAAUGCUUGUUCAUCAUGUGACAUUGGCAAUGAAAAUAGUUUGUCUAUAUUUGCUAGAUAGUAAACCUAAUAAAAUUCAUUAAAAACUUCUAUUAAAAUGUGCAGUUAUUUUUUUAAUUCAAAUGAUGGUGGCCACCAGGUAUGUGUCACACAAAACAAAGAUAAUAAAAAUGACUCCAUACUAACGUGCAUGAAAUAAUUUAUAUACCACCAAAUUUUAUACAUUUUAAUUUUACUGGGAAUUCACAAAUAACUAUUAUAUUACCCAUACUUAUAAUAGAUACAAAAUAAUAAAGACUAGGCUAACUUAACAUACUUAACUUGAUUUUAAACUAUAUCUUUUCUAGGCCAAGCCUAUGCUUAUAUAUUUGGAUAUAUAUGCUAGUUACAAUAAGUUAGAUUACCACAAUAAAAUUAUAAUUUCUAAAGAGAAACAUAAUAAAAGUUAAUGCAUAAUUAUUGCUAUAGUCAAUAUUUUUAAGUGAUCCAGAAAUUAGAAAGUUAAGAAAGCAGGGGUUCACUUUGGUAUCACACACAAUUUAAGCAUUUCUUAUAAUGAAAAUCAUUAUGCUAACAAAAGUUUAAUGUCCUCUCUGCAGGCUGUGCUGGAAUUCAAUUUACUUGGAAUAAAAUCCUCUGAAAAGUUGGUGGUUCCAAUGCAACAACCAUUUUAAAAUAUUAAACCAAGGUUAUAGUAUUUGAAAAUUCUAAAAUGGAUUAUGACAUGGAGAGUGUUGAGGCAAACGGGAAAGACAUAGCAGAUAAAUCUAUUGAUAUGGAGUGGCAGAUAGAUUCUGAAUGGAUCAACCUCUCAACCACCCCUGUGGCACCACCCAGCAACAACAAAAAGAAUAAACAAAUUAAACAAGAACAAUCAAAUUUUGAAAAUAUGUCACCUCCCAGUUUUCAGCUCAUACCUGCCUCUAAAGGAGGUAAAUAUUUAGUUGUAGACAACCAACCAUUGAGACUAAGCCAGAGAAAGACUUCUGGAUAUUCUUAUUGGGUUUGCAGCAUUCCUUGCUGCACAGCCAGGUGUGUCCUUGAUCCUGAUGAAAAGAAAAUAGUUAGACUAUGCAGAAACCAUAAUCAUGAAGCGGAUGUUAGUCGACAGGAAUAUAAAAAAUUUAUCAAUGCAUUAAAAAUUUCAGUUAAAGAAAAUCCUCAUGUGAAACCAAAAGCUUUAUAUGAUGCUGAGAUAGUAAAGACUAAAGAACGAUGGAGAGAAUCCAAGUUGAAGAACAAUAGCAAUGAAGAAGAGCCCAGCUUGCCUAGCUUCGAUAAAGUAAGAACAGCAAUGUACAACUCAAGGAAUGCAGUCCUUUCUUCUGUUUCUUUAAAAGCGGUAGAGGAGGAAUCUGGUGCUGCUUCUGAAGCAGUACUUCAAGCAGGACCAAGUCGGUCAACUCGAACAAGAGAUGCUAAGGCAAACCAAAAGAGAAAAUCCACACCUACUAAGGCUUUGGUUCUCAGUGGUUCUGAUCUUGAUGAACUGGUGAGUACAGUAUUUUUAUGAUGAAUUUCUGCAUAUUAAUUGCUUGUACUAAUAACAAGGUAGGAAAAUUACUGGCAUUACUUUUUUCCAGCUGUAACAAGAAUAAUAACUUUGAUAGUGGAUUCUGGUAGAUUGAGUUUUCAAUAAAUGACUAGUUUUGGUCUCACUUUUUUGUUACCAUGUUGGUGACUUGUUACUUUAGAAACGGAGUGGGGAACCAAAAGGCUUCUCGGGUCGCAGGUCAUUACACCUUAUAUUAAAAUAAGUCCCCACUAAAUGGUGUAUAGCAAUGUUUAUCUCUUCUUAAUGUAUAUAAUAAAAUGCUAAAUAAUAAAAUGCAAAAAAUCUAAACUGAUGUACCCGAAAGAUCUUUUUACCUUUUUUUUUUUAUCUUUUUAAAUGGAUUUCUUUAACCAAGAACAAUUAAGUUUAUUAGUAAUAUUAGUGAUAAAUUAGGCAUUCACAGGCUUCAAUAGUUGAUGUGGCGGGCAGUUUGCAGCUGCUGGUUGGCCACCCCUGCUUUAGAAAGUUAAUGAGAAUGAAAUAAGCAGCAGCAUCACUUGUUUUUUUGUUUUUUUACCAAUAAUUAAUUUGAUGCCAGUUUGAAGACAUGACAUACCAGAAAAGAGGUUACAAACAUUGAUGACUGAUCUCACCUUUUAAAAAUAGAGAUUUUGAAUGCUGAAGGCUUCAAGUGCCCCAAACAAGACAAAGAAUUGUGUCCCUUUUGUAUUCUGUAUUAUUUUGUUAGCAUAAAGUGCACCUUUUCCAAACCAUCCAUUUAUCAUUCCAUCCAUCAAUCCAUUAUUAAGUUAUUAUUCCAUAUAUUUUCAUGGUUAUUUUUGAAGUGUUACACUCAAACCCACCAUGACGGCAGAGGGAAUAUUUUGUGGAAUAGGACAGACCUUGAAUUUGAUAUCCUAUUUGACAAUAAUUAUUUUCAAAAAGUAAAAUGAUACAGAUAUAUUAUUUUCAAUAAAGGAAAAUGCACUGUAAAUCAUUUUUAAGAAUAUUGGAUACUCAUUAAGAUUUAUGUGGUAUUUAUAAAUAGUAUUAAUUAAAAUAAUUGUUUUGAAAAAUUGGACAGCUCUCCUGGGAAUUUUGUGUCUUUGGUGACCUUCAAUUUUCAUCUAGUGCAGUGCUGUCCAAGCAUCUCACAUGGUCCACAGACUUAUUUUAAAUGGCUCGCCAGAACUUGUGCAAUUUUUUUAUGAUUGGUGUAAAAAUUAAAACAUGUUAUAUGGGAAAACAAAAUUUAACGUCAGUCAUUGAUACAGUAUUGUUGGGAAAUCGCGUGAGUGCACAUCAGCAGGAAAACAAUUUGCGAACAUGGGGGUUACAUGGAACAGAAUUCUAGUGUCUUUUAUCCAAUGGUAAUACUGGUGACGCUUCGUGGGAACUGGAUAUAAUUUCUAAGUACUGCAGGUAAAUGAUUGCGCUUUAUAGGAUAAUAAGAUAGAAGGAAUGGAAGGUUCUCUGGUCGGAUUAAACGAGAUGAGAUCUGGGGUACUAAAGGUCACACAGGAUUAUGGCUGGAGAUUGUAAGCAAGUUAAGAUUAAAAAACAGUCUAGUCAGGUAGGGGAGUGAGCCCAUCCUGUAUUUUUAAGACUAGUUCUUGGUUUUCAGUGAUCUGCAUUCCAGGAGUUGAAAGCAGGAUGAAAGCUGUUUUUGUUGGUAGUUAGUGCUCUUCAGUCAGAGGAGAAAUUUUGCCACACAGUAGGAACAAUUCUUGAAAGUAUAUUUUUUUCUAAAAGACAAUACAAUUAAAAAACAGAAAGUUACAUGAGAAACCGUACAUUUCAUGUAGUUCUUUGGAAAUGAAAUUUUUGGUUUUAUCAUUUUAAUGAAAAGCCAAUGUCUGAUGUGCCAGACUUCUACUUCUAUGUGCCGGUAUUGUAAAUUUGAUAUAAUUAGUUUGUAUUUUUUGUUGCAAUUUAAAGUUCAUUUGGUUGAAAGGUGAGUGACAUUGGAGCAUGAAAAAUGACAUAGUAAAAAGUAAAAAAAGGUUAGCAUUUAUAAAACAUUAAAGUUUAACAUUAUGCAUCCUAAAUGUUUACACUCAUUCUUUAAGCUUAUUUUUUUUUUCAGGAUUAAGUUCACUUUUAAGCAUCAUUUAUUGCAUGGCAUGUAGUUAUUAAAUGUUUUCAAAUGAACAUUAGAACAAAUUUUAAUGGCUUCUUGUAUUUUUGGGAAACUCCCACCCAUCACUCAAUAAUAAGAGAUGGUUACCUUGGUUUGCCCAAGUUUGUGGUGUUAUAUGGCAGAAAUUGAAUUACAUUCUAUAAAACAUAUUAUGACAUUUGAUGUUUACAUUGUCAAAGCUUUUAAAUUUGUUAAGAAUGUUGUUAAAGCUGUUCAAUGUGCUUCAAUUUUCUUUAUUAUUAAAUAUAAAUGUAGCAUAAAUUUUACCCUUUUAUUUUUGUAUGGUGCUUCUGUUUGAAUUUUCUAUUGUAAUUAAAGUGGUUUUCUGUUACAAUGUCACUGCACUCCAUUGUUUAAAAAAAUAACAUAAUUUUUAGGCCUCUCUCCUCCAUUAGCUCUCUCUCUCCUCCAUUAAUUUCAUAGACAAAUAUAUAAACACAUGUAACAUUAUUAAAGAUUAUACAUUUUCUGUCCCUUAAAACUGGAGAGUUUAAAAUGAAGCCAUUGAUCCAAGCAUAUUAACAGUCAAUCAACAAAAAACUAAAAAAAAAAAUUAUCAAAAGCCUUCAUCUGGAUGACACUUUGUGUAUAGUGUGCUUUACACAAAGUUUCAGCUUCUUAGUAUAAUCUACAUUAUCUGGUGGAAGCUAGAAAUAUUUUCUUUAUCUGUUUUCCCAACAGUAAACACAUAGUUUUUUAGUUAUCUAAAUUAGCUACAUACAUUUUUAAGUUUAAUUAUCAAUAAAUAUGGCUUUCAGGUUUAUUGCUUUUUAUGAAAUUUAUGGAAUUAGUUUCUCUCAAUAGGGUUAUAUUAAUGCAACUUCACAUAUCAAGCAUCGAAAAUUUUAAGGAAUGCAUUGCACAUAACAUGUUAUCUUAUCUGCUAUGCUUCAUGCCUAUGUUUCUUUUAUGAUUUGCAAUUUAAUUUCAAUUUGCAAUUUUUAUUUAAUUUAACCUUAAGUUUUACAUUUUAUUCAUGAAUACUUCUUUUAAAAGCAACUUUUUGGUUAGGAGGUUAUAAUUUGCUUUUGGUAUAUAAAUGUUUUUUUUGUUUUUUUUUGUCAUUGUCACUAUCUUCAUUUGCUUUAGUUGUUUGUUUCUUUUCACCUUUUCUUGAAGUAAUAUUUCAUUCUUUCUUUCUUUCUUCCUUUCCCUUUUUUUUUUUUUUUGCAUCCCUUUUUCUUUAACCUUUUAAUUUUAUAGGAAAAAAUUGUGCUUAAUAAGCCGACCACUUUGUUAGAUUUGGUGCACGUUUGAUCACUGAGCAGAGCAUUUUGUUAGAUUGUGCACGUUUUUCUCUAAAUCUCUCAACUUGAAACAGUUCAUUACUUCUUUAUCUUCAUAUCUUUUGCUGCAUGCAAGGCGCAAACAAACAAAAUACCUAUUUGGUUCAUUUCAACAAUAAUUGCAUACAGUUGUUCAAAAUAUUUAGUUAAUAAUUGUAUUAACUAUCACCAGGUUACUUUCUCGAAUUUUCUCAGACCUUGACCAAUUUAUCCGACAGUGGAUUUUAUUCCCCAAUUUUAUUUUCUCUUUUGUUUACUGCCACAGAGGAAUCUCAAAGGUGGGUACAUUUUGUAUGCCUUGUACAAUGUACUGUAUUGAGUUCUUUUGUUCUUGUGGCUGUAAUAAAAUAAAAAAGCAAAUUAUACCUCCUUACCAAAGAGAAAUUCUUAUAUUAAUAUCAGUUAUUUAUUAUAAUGAUCUACAAAUUGAAAUUUAACUCUCAACUUAUUGUUGCUCAUUAAUUUAAUUUUAAUGUUUUUAUUUCAGUUAUCCCAUAUAUAAUAGUAACAUAUUUUCAGGUCUUAAAAAUAAAAUGACAAAUUUGUGUAAGCAUUAUAAUUUAAAACGAAGAAAAUGUUAUGUCAUGAGAAAUUAUUGCUCUUAAAAAAAUAUAAAAAACUAAUUAACUUUAAAAUCGGUCAAUUUACUUGAAUGUCACAAUUAAAUAUAUUCAUUUUCCACAAACAGGAAGAAGAGUGGUGUAGUGAACCACAUAAGGAUGCCAAUCUGAGUGAUUUUGAGGAGUGGCUUGAUGAUGAUGUAAAUGUUCAUUUGCCAAAUCGUUUGCUUAAUAUUAAAAAAGAAGUCAAAACCUUGCUAUCACCUCAAAAGAAAACCUAUGUCAAAGAAACUCAAGAUCUUGAGCAAAAAGAAAGUGAUGAGGUGAGUUUUCAGAAUGUUAAUCAUUUUACCUUGAAAAAUUAUUGUUACAAAUUUUAUAUUUUUAUGCCUGUUAUUUAAAAUGCAAAGAUUGCAAAUGAUUCUAGAUCUAAUACUACUAAAAUGUUUAACACAAAUUUGGCAAAAUUAUUUUUAUCUAACUUUGAAAUUAUAUAUAUAUAUAUAUAUACAUAUUAAAUUAAAUUAAAGAAUAUAUAUAUUUUUUUAAAUAGGUUAGUUUAUUUAAAUGAAUUUUUAAACUUUAAGAAAUAGCUUUUCAACCCUGUUACCAUUAGUUACAAAUAUAAUCUUUUAAUUAAAAUGUUGAAAAGGUUUUUAAUACAUUGAUAGAAAGUACCAGUGGCAUAACCAGGUUUUUUUGGCCAAGCUUUUGCCAAUAUCCUUUAAAAAAAUGCUUCCUCUCAAUAUUAAGAAAAAAGUGCCACCCCUCCGUACCCCCUCUCCUAGUACGCUUCCUUAACAUCAUAGUACCUACUGUUAUCUUUUUGUAUUUAUUACAUUGAUACAAAGUUAUAUAUUUUACCAAAAGAUCAAACAAUUUUUAUUAACAUUUUUCUUUUCUCAUUUACAUUUCUCUCUCAGAGUAACCUUUGGGAGGGAAUAUCCCCACUUGAGAAUAUUCCCCGUCGUAAGUAUCGCAAGCGCCCAGCUUCUUCAUCUGUCUUCACAUGUCCUCAUUGUCCUUACAAGUCCAAUCGUCAUUUCAAUGUACAACGUCACGAAAGGUUGGCUCACUCUACCAAGAAACCAGAAUUUAGUUGUACAGAGUGUGGAACAUCCUACUCACUUGAAUACAGACUCAAACUUCAUAUAAAAGCUGUUCAUCAAGGUGAAGGUCAGCACUGCCACAUUUGCUCACGCACAUUUGAAACCAUGACAGGACUAAAAUCCCACAUCGUAACCAAACACAAGAAUGAAGAUCUUAAAGUGCAGCGAGAACCACCACCUGAACUGACAUGUGGGCUGUGUGGGAGAGUGUUUUCCACCAAAUCCCAUCUUCAAAAACACACUAGCACACACGUGAUGAUCCAACCGUAUCGUUGCUAUAUAUGCAACAAGGCUUUUAUGGAAGAAGUUUCUUGGCUGUCACAUCAAAAUACCUGUAAUGAUCCCUUCAUUAUCCAAUGUUGUCUUUGUAGUGCAGUUAUCCCAAAUGCUCUUGAGCUGAUAACUCACAUGGAUAUAAUACAUGGACGAUCUGAGUACUCGUGUCACUGUGGCAAGAUAUUUCCAUGGAAAAAAUCCUUGCUCACCCACCAACAGAAAUGCUCUCUAUUCUUAGCUGAAAGAAGUGGCUAAAAUAAGAGAUUCCCUCCAUUUGCAUGUUUCUAAUAUAUCUUUAAUGAUAAAUAUUUUAAAAUCUUAUUUUUUAAAAUACUUACAGAAUGUAUUUAUUUGAAACAUCUUAACCUUAUCUUGAACUAACUAAUUGGAAUUACCAUUCUUCACAGAAACUGAUACAUUAAUUAAAGAUAUAUCAACAGUAGAUUCUGCUUACCAAGGUCCAGGGCUUGUGGAUGCCAUAAAGUUGCUAUUCUCUUGUAAUUUUUUUAGGAAUAAGUCCUUCUUUAAAUAAAUACGAUGACAAAUUUUACAGAAAAGGGAAGACAAUAAUGUUUUUACUGUUUGCACAUUUUGUUCAAAUUUUAUAGGAAAAUAUUGACCUAUAUAUAGGUCUUUGGCUAUACAUGAUUUCCUUCCUUUCUCAAAUUGGCAUAUUUUACGAGCUGUCAUCUCCAAUGCCGAGUGGUAAAAACUGAUCAAAGUUGCCUUUAAGACCUUCCUUUUGUUUCAAUAAUGCAAAAAGUAUUUUUAUUAAAUUAAAAGGUUGCCGAAAUGAAUCAAGUGCCCUAUUUAAGUUGAAUCCACUAUUAAGAAUCCAGUUUUUAACAUCAUGCCUUGUCAUUAUUUGGAGGGGGGGGGGGGGUUAAAAAUUAUCUCAAUUUUCUUUUCCAUUUUUGAUGUUAAAAGUCAAAUUAUUUUUAAACAUUCCCAAUGGCAUGACCUAAUACUGAAAUUAAUCAAGUGCCCUAUUUAAGUUGAAAUCACUAUUUAGAAUCCAGUUUUUAACCUCAUGCCUUGUCUUUAUUUGGGGGGGGGGGGGGUUAAAAAUUAUCUCAAUUGUCUAUUCCAUUCUUGAUGUUAAAAGUCAAAUUAUUUUUAAACAUUCCCAAUGGCAUGACCUAAUUAGUAAAUCUAAGAUCACGAAAUACAACUUAGAGGUGUUUAAAGAAAAAAUCAAAACAACUUCAGGUACUUUAAUUAGUUGAUCGAGGUCAUAUCAUUAUUCAGGACUGUUAAUAUCAAAAUGGGGAAUUUACCUCAAAUGAGUUGUUUUUUUUCCACAAAAGUAUUUUAUUGUUACUGUUAAAAUGUACAUUAGUGUUCUAAUGUAGUAUGUACUUAAUUAUUUUAUAUAAAAAAUGUCUUCACAAUCAUUUAAAUCAAAUGUAUUUGAAAUUGUGUCAGAAAAAACGCAAUUUAUUGUGCAUUUUAAAGAUCUUUAAUCUUGUCUUCCACAUAUCAAAAUCUUGAUCUCUAAUAUUUGUGUGAAUCAUCUACCCAAUUUUGAUACAUCUUCUAAUGUGCUCUUUUGUAUAUACAUCACAGUUUUUAUUUUUUUAAAUGUAUAGUGCAACUUAUGAAUGCUUAAAUAUUCUAAUUAUCACUUCCAAGUGAACAAAACAUAUCUUAAAGAGCUUUGUUUGGUUAAUCAUUUAAAUAUGAAUCAUGACUUUAUUCUGAGUUGAAGAGUCAUGCUUAACCUAUAUAAUGGCCAACCACAGGCUGUGAUAUAUCUAAGAAAACAUAUCUGUCUGAUUCUUGUGGUAUGUUCUCAUAUAUUAAAGUUAUUAGUAACAGAUGAAAAGGCUUAAAAGAUACCCCCAAAAUAAAAACACCUUCUUUCUUUAAAAAAUCAUGAUUGCAUUUUCAUGUGCCAUAGGAUUUUAUAUCUUAAAACCAAGAAAUAAAAUAAAACAGGCAGGAAAAUAUGUAUUACCAUCUGUUUAUUUCAUAUGUAAUGUGAGAAAUGUUACUGAGAGCAUGAAAGACCUACAAGAGUAAAAAUGGUAAUGUAAGCAUGUAAAACUGAUUAAAUUUUUUAAUUGCAUUUUUUAAAAAAUGAAAAUAUACCUACCAUAAUGUUUGCAUUGUAAAAUUUUUUUAUAAAUAUCUAUAAUUAUAAAUAUUGUGUGUGUGCCUUUCAGUGUCUGUUUUUGUAACACAAGCAGGCUUUGUUCACAAAGUAUGCAGACUUUCCAUUUCUUCUAAUAUUAGAUAAAGCAUUUACAUGAACUUCUUAAAAAUAUAUAAAAAGAUGAGAGUUCAGAAUUUCUUUAUAUCUUUAUUUAAAAAGUGUGUCAAAACUUUUUUUUAUCUUUGAUCAAUUAUUUGUAUGUAGGCCUUGAAUAGUUUUAAAUUAAAACUGUAGCUGAAGUCAAAACUUCAUUUCACUGCCACAAUGUGUUAUUGAGGUAAUAGGGAACAUAUUUAUAAUUUUAAUUGUUCCUGAGAGAAGCCAAUUUGAUGAUAUAUCAUUCCAGCUACUUCUAUUUGCCAUUUUGUCCAUUGUUAGCAUUCCAUGUAUUGUGUAUUUAUCAGGAUAUUUUUAUGAGGUUGUGAAAGUACUUUAUUGAUAAUAUCUAAUAUGCAGGUUGUGUUUUUUCAAAUUUUUAUCAUAAAUCUUUGCUACUAAUUUUUAUGCUUUUUAAAAUAUCAAAAAUAAUCUAGAGUUUUUCAAUAAAAUUUGAUUUGGUUCAACGCUAUGUUUGUUUUUGUGUUGGCAAUGGAAUACUUGUUUAAUUAGUGUGACAGUUUUGAUUAAAUUAACUUUACUGUUAAAUUAGGAUCCAUGACAGAAAAUAAUCCAAAUUUUAAUUAUGCAUGCGUAAUAAAUUCUGUUUAUAAGACAACAGUGAUAUCUGUGAUGUGUUUCCAUUAUAUAGCAUUUCAACACAUAAUUAUAUUGAUCUCUCAAGACAAAGUCAUUUAAAAUCACCAAGUACAGAUUGCGAAAUGGAGAGAUGUAUUUUGUAUUUCGGUUGUCUUUUAGUUUUAAGUGCAAGAAAUAUUCAUGUCACACCAUAAAGAAUCUAGGCCAAAUGAUAUUAAAUCUGGGGAGUAGAAAUGUAACUUUUUUGGUUGAAACUUUGUUAGAUGUGGAUGAAAUAAUCUGGGUUGAUUUGUAAUUAUAUUCAUGGAUUCACUUUUUGUCAUCAGGAAGACGAUGGUGAUGAAACUGAUGAAGACUGGAAAGCCUCUCCCACAUCCAGCACCAACUCUAAGAGUAACAUGGAAGAUGUGAGUUUCCAUUUCAUGCCAUCAAAUCGUGGAUCGCAGGUUCUAGUGAUAGAUGGAUGCUUGCUUCAUCAAAAUACUAUUCGUGCAUCAGGGAAGUCUUAUUGGAGAUGCCAAAAGAAAGGAUGUUUCUAUAGGUAAUGGGUAAUGACCUAGGGUAUUAUUACAAGAAAAAUUUAAAGAAUAUGUUAUAGUUUUGCAGAAAUCUGUCAAGCUUUUAAUGUGUUACACUUUCUAAUAUGUUUUAUUAAUCAAGAAUCUUUAUUUUUUGGUCUCUUCCCACACUUGUGCAGUAGUCCUCAAAGGGGACAUUGGGAUUUCCUGGAAAGGGGGGGGGGGUGUGUUAAAAUACUCUGUAGCUAUAGGGGGAUGCUAGGACUAUCUAAGGGGGCAUUGUUGGAUUAAAUCAAUAAAGGUUUUUUUAAAAAUCAAAAUGAUGUUAUAGCUUGUGUGUUAACCUAAUUUUGUCACCAUGAGCCUUGGCAUUCAAUCCCCCCCCUCCUGCUUUUGCCCCCUUUUUAUGAUACUGACGUCACCAAUUGACUUGGUGACACUGUGCUACCACUCCUUUUCUACCACACCCCCCUACCUUAAUAUAGUUUUUAUAUCUAUUUAUUUGAUUUGGUAUUUUUAUAUAAACUAGAUAGAAUAAUAAAAUUUAAUAUUUUUAAUAUCAUUAGCUUUGAUAUCAUUUUUCUUUGUAUACUGGUUUUCAGUGCUUUGUUACAUAUUGUUCAACAAAUUAGCCAAAUCUUAAAACAGAUUACUUUUGCAAAACCAUAUAAUCAUAUAAUAUAUAUAUAAAAGAGAAAAUUUGUGGGUUUGUUUAUUUGUGGCUUUGUUCCACAAAGGCUUUUAAAUGGAUUGAUGGAUCUAGACCAAACUUGGCAUAAAUAUCCUUCAUUAUUCGGAAGGAACUCUUAAGGGGUUAUAAACUUUUUAUAAUGUUCCGUUUGGGGCCAGGGCCCCGAAUUUGUUUCCUUUCUUAUUUGAGUAAUAUAUAUAAAAUUAACAACAAAUACUCCUAUAUGAAUAGAUGGAUCUUGACCAAACUUAGUUCACAUACACUUGAUUAUCCAUGUUCAAAUACCGAAAGGUACUGAACUCAUAAUAUCCAUUCCUCUUGGGAUUUUUCCUAAUAUAAGCUAUACAUAUAUCAAUAGGCCUUGACAACACUAUAGUAUAGGUUCUAUGUGAAUUGACGGAUAUAGGCCAGCAUGGUAGCAAUGCACUUCAUUGUCCGUAUUGAAAUAUCGGUGGAUUUAAAACUAUGAAUAUCCCAUCUAGAAUUUUCCAGAAAGCUCAAUUACUUUAAAAAGCUAUAUCUAUGGCAUUGUUAAUAGAUUUUAAUGGGACAAAUUUUAAACUUUAACUUUAAUAUUUAUCUGAAUGAUUUUUCUUGGGCCCCCCAUCUCAGGCAAAACUAGUAGGGCAUAUAGUUGUAUAAUUUUUUUUGUAUUCAAAGAAUAAUUACCGGUACUUAGAAAAUUCAUUUUUUAAACGUUUCGAGGAGGAUAUUAAUUUUUUAUCUAGAACUAGAAUGUUCUAGAAAGUUCUAUAUUGUUCUAUGGGGAUUGAAAUGUUUGUUUAGUUCUAUACUUUCAUGGGUAUGUUCUUUAAAUAGACCCUUCAUAAUCCUAUCGGAAACAAAAUCCCAAUAGGAACAUGAUCCCAACGAGGAAGAGGAUCCUAAAGGUGAAUGAGUAAACUGGAACCCACCGGUAACACAAUCCCAUCGAGUGAUGUGAUAAUUAGGGAUCCUAUCUGCAAAUAGGAUCCCAUCGGAGAAGAGGAUCCCACUGGGAAACAGGAUCAGGAUCCCACCUGAAAUAAGGAAAAAUGGAAAAUGGCAUCCUACUUGAAAAUGGGAUCCCAUCAAUUAGUUGAGGACCCCACAGGGGUCAGGAUCCUAUUUGGAAAUGGAAUCCUAUCACAAUAGGGAUCCCAAUCAGGAUCUCUAUGGGGUCAGGAUCCCAAUGUCGUCGGGAUCCUAAUUAGAAAUGGGAUCCCAACAAUAGGGGUCGAAGAAAGAAGAUCAUAAUCUGGAUCCCAAAUGGGAUGUGGAAUCCAAUUUGGAAAAGGGAUACCAUUGGGAUCGGUAUCCCAAUGGGUUUGGGAUCCCAAUGGGUCGGGAUCCCUUUUUGAAACAAGAUCCAAAUAGGGAUCACAUUAGGAUUGGGAUCCCAUUUGGAAACAAGAUCACAAUCAGGAUGCCAAAUGGGGUCGGGAUUCCAAUAGGAACUGAAUCCCAUUGGAAAUAUGGUAUCCUACUUGGAAAUGGGAUCUCAUCGGGGAAUGAAAUGUUUACAAAAGUUAUUUUAAAUGUGUUUAUAUAGGAAACAAAUAAAUUCUUUUAUUAUUUUUUUACUUUAAGGCUGUUUUUUAAUAUACUUGGCGCUAAAUUUCAAUGUUAAUUAAUAGGCUGUUGAAGUUAUUGUUUUUUCCUAAUGCAAUCCCAUGCAGCACCAGAUGUAUUGGCUAGUAAUGAUAUAAAAUUUAAAAAAUAAAUUAUGAUUAUCAGAUAAUUAUUGCCUUGAAAAAAAGAGAGUCCAGAAUAGACAUCUUAUUUUAUUACCUAUUAUUGUCUCAUUCAUUGCCAACAUCUGGUGGCUAAAAACUAAAAGUUGAUUGAUUUUCACAAUGUGAGUAGGUAAGUUGCUUUGAAGAGCUUUUUGACACUGAAAUUUUUAAAAAAGCUGCUUCUCUCCGUGCUAAAACCCCAAAGACAUCAGACAGGAAUUAGCUACUGCCAGAAAUAAUUGCAGAUUUCAAUAAAAAUCAAUUUAAAUAUUCUAGAAAAUGAUGCCAACCGUAUAAAAACCAAAUGAAUAAACUCUACUUUCAUAUCUCACUCAAUCAAACCUGCACAUUAGGAUGUUGGCCAAAAUCCAAGACUGUUGGAACUAAAAUGUAGCAAUACAUAUAAAAAGAGUUGGUUGUAUAAAAAGAGUUGAUAGUCUGCAUUUUAUACACUUCUAGGCCCUUAGGCAAUCUGGACCACAUUAUGCUCUUUAGGACCUUAAGGAAGCCAUGGUGUUCUGUCCUCUCUGGAUGUUUUUUCCUAAAGUUUGUUUUAUGAAGGGUUGGGGGGGGGGGGGGGGUGGGGAGCAAAAUUGAAGAAGGCAACUGUACGGGUGAGUGAUAUAACUUAUUGGUAUAUUUAACUGGACUGUUAACAACUGAGGGUUGACAAAAAUAAAUCACACAAUAACAAUUCCUUGAAGAAUGCUGGGUAAUAGUAAGAAUGUUAAAUUACAAUUUUUUUUUCUUAAUAAUCUUAGAGCUGUAUAUGAUCCUAAGCUGGAUAAAGUGACUAAAACAACUGGCCUCCACAACCACCCGCCAGAUUCCAAUCAGAUGAUGAGACGGCAGUUUAUCAACAAUGUUAAAAGUCAAAUUACUGAUAACCCAAAUGUUCCGCCCAAACAGUUAUAUGAAAAGGAGGUGCAAAAAGUUAAGCAAGAGGUAGGCAUUAAAAAGGAUAAUAAGUGAUAGACUAUGUUAAAAAAGCUGAAGUAUUAUUUAUGUUGCUGAUAUUAAUUUUAGACAAGGGUACUACAUUAGAGUCCUUACUUUGAUGACUUACCCUUUCUGCACAGAUGCAUUUACUAUUUGUAGUGUAAUGUGUUAAUGAAAUUAUUUUUCUCAUACUUUUUAAACACAUUAAUUAAAUUAUAUUUAAGAAAAAGGAAAGUAAAAGUUUAGAAUAGGGGAAUACCUUUGAAACUGAUAUUGAUUGGUCUUCACAGAAGUUCCAGUUGUAGAGUCGUCUCUGGCUAGAUAUUCAAUUUAUAAAUUUAUAGACUUUGUUGAAAAUUUAGGUUCACUAAACUGUGAACAUCUGUUACAUGCAAUGCAGCUUUAAUGAAGAUCACCAUUUAGUGAACAUCUAUUUCAUGCUGAUUUAAAGUUACUUGCAAAAGCUUUGGGAGUUUGUCAGCAUUAUUUGGACAAAUUUAGAUGGUAACUUGAAAUUUAACAAGAGUCAAAUUAUUUUUUUUAAAUUCAGCUUUCAGAACUGGGUGUUUCAUGGAAAAUUCCCCCAUUUUCCUGCGUUAAACACCUUGCUUAUCGCGCCAGGAAAUCUGCAAUGAAUGAUGAUGCAGAAGAAGAGGAGGACGAAAUUUCUGAAGAACAGGUAAACAUUUAUAUACCAGAACUUUUUUUUUUUUUAAUUUGUAGAUCACCUUAAAAAUUCUGUAUGUAUGAAGUUAAAUAGAUUUUAAAUGGUAUUUCAGCUCCUUUAUAGCAUACACACACUUUUCCUCAAGUUGUUUAUAGCGAUUUUCUGUUUACAUUUGCAGCCUAUUAAGAGACAGAUAACUGAGACAGAGAAGAAAUUUCUUGAAGAAUCGGUAUUAAAUCCUCAGGAGGAAGAAAGUGGUAUUACUAUGUCCCUUCUGUCUCCUGGGCCUGCACCAAUACAAUCAAAGAAUUUCCCAGACCAAAGAUUCUAUUUUAUCCCAUCUAAAAAGGGUAAAGAGAAAAUUUUACUUUCAUUAGUUGAGAUAAUGCAAUAAAUCUCUAUAUUGCAGUGAGGUAUCUGUCUCACGCCAUAUGGGGUGCUAUUUAAAAAAUUAUUUCUAUUAAAGAUAAGGGUAACAUGAGCAAUGCAACUAUGAAAAACAACUUGAGUAAUGACUUUAUUUUUGCAGUAAGGGAAAAUUGUGGAACAUUUUAGGGAUAAAUAUACUCUUUCACUUUCAGAAGUGAUCUAGAAAUAUUCUAUGUUGACGUUUGAUUAGUUUCAACCCUCUUUGACUAUUUGAAACAGGAAAGCGUAUUUUGGUGGUGAAUGAUUUCACAUUCCGUCUCAACAGUCUGAAGUCUGGUGGUCGAUAUUACUGGAAGUGUACUGUUGAUCCCUGUAUGUUUCGAUGUGUGUAUAAUGAAAGCAUUCAAGAUAUUAUCAAGGUGACAUAUAGUUUAGAUCUAAUAUGUUCAUAGAAUGUUUACUUUCGUUUUAAACUUUAGCCAUAUUUGUUUAUUUUGAAGUAUUUUAAAUUGCGAUGUUGCGAGGUCUUUCACAAAUAAAAUUUUAAAUUUAAUAAUUAUUAAGAUGUUAUUAAAUGUGGAUUUUAACUCUUUUUAGAUUUCAGGAAAGCACAAUCAUGUUACUAAUGUCCAUAAGUUAAGAACAAGAGAAUUUUGCUUCUUAAUGAAGGCUCGGAUGGCCGAGGACCCAACACUGACACCAAAGAAAGCAUAUGAUAGAGAGAUUGCUAAAAUUCGCAUCUUAGAAAAUGGAGAGCAGCUUGUUAAAUGUCUGCCUGCUUAUUCAAGUAUUCGCACAUCACUUUACAACCAAAGGCACAAGUAGGAUUAUUAACUUUUAUUUUUUUAUCAUUCAAAUAGCUACUGUCCAACAGUAGUUGGAUAUUGAUUGAAAAAAAUAUCUUAAUCUGUUAUCCUACUGUAAUUAUUAUUUCAGUUUUUAAAAAAGUGCUUUUUCAAAAUUGUUAAUAACUUAAGGACAGUUAUUUUGUUUGACUUAAUUUUUAAAAUUUGGUGCUGUUUUAAACCAUUAUUUAUUUAGAAGAGCACUGGAGGAAGAGCAAGGUGUCCUCUCUGGAGGGGGUCCAGGAGGCAGUGGGUACAACAAUUACUACCUGGGUAGCUCUACCCAUGGGACAACAGCAGACAGUAUGGUUUCAGCAAAAAGCUUAGAGCAGGCUCAAGAUAUUUCACCAAAGGAUAUUACAGUAAGUCAGGUGUUGACCAUGAGUCUUUAUUAUUUCUUAAGACCUGUAGUAAUAUUUUGAUAAAAACAAUCCCUUUGACAAAAAUAAUAAACCAAUUUGAGGAGUGUAUAGCUUAGAAAAUAUCUGAAGGUAAUAUAAUUUUUUUGUAAAGAAUUAUUUUCUUGAUUAAGUUACUACAUUUAUUGUUGUAAACAUUUCCAGCAUCUGAGUUUAGAAGACAAUGAUCCCAUGGAGCAUGAUGAGGAAGACAGAGGAACAACCAACACUAUGAAUAAUAACCCUAUGGAAAUAGCUACGCCUAGUCUGUAUGACAACCAUGACAUGAUUGAUCAUUAUUGUGAAACACAUAGAAAAGUCAAGGUACUGAAACAAUCUAAUUGAUUUGAAUCGCAUUUUGUAAAAGCCUUAAAUGGUCACCUGCUUCAUCUGAAGAAGUUCUCAAUAAUUAUGCUAAUUGUUAUCUAAAAUAUUAAUUAUUUUCUUGUUUUUAAUUACAGAGUUCUUCUAAAGUAUAAAUUAUUUUCUUGUAGUUUAAUUACAGACUCUUUUAAAUAAAAUUUGUUAGUACAACAUUUUUUCAUCUAAAAAAGUUAUUUUGCCUGGCAACUUAUAUUCUACUGACAGGUAGUGUGAUUGAGUUAAUUUCUAUGUGUAUACCCGUUUCUUUAUUAUAUAAAUACAUAUAUAUUUGUAAUGAUCUACAAAAUAUGUGUAACACAUUCCCAAUCAGAUUUCAACAAAACAAGAAGAAAAUUAUGUAGAAAAUCAAGUUAUUACAAAACCAGAGCCAUCAACAUAUUCAGUAACGUUUGUGCCAACAACAAGAGGUGGUCGGGCGAUUGUAGUAAAUGGAUGUGUGCUUCGCAUUAGCUACACUCGUGAAUAUGUAACUUACUGGAGAUGCCAGAACAAUGACUGUAAUUUUCGAUGCAGCUAUGACAGCAAAGUCAAGAAACUUUUACGCAUCAGUGGGGAGCACAACCAUCCUGUCAACAGAUACAGUCCAAUUAUUAGAACUUUUGUUCGUAAAAUUAAAAAUAGGUAAGCUUUGACCUAACUUUAGGAACAGCUAGUCUUGUUUACGUGACAUCAUUAAUUUUAAAUCGAGACAUUCAGCACAAGUAGUGGAGUAGUUCCAAAAUAAAUAGUAUCUCUGUGCUUUAUAGCCUGUACCCCAAUGACCUAAAAUACUAAUUGUAAAUAUGUUAAGCUAUAAAUAAAAGUGUCUCUGUUGUUAACAUGUUAUGCUACCAAAGAGUCAUGCUGUUCAGAUUCUUUUUGCAUUGACACGUUUUAAUAUUAAAUAAAGUAAAUUUAAAAUCAAAAUAUUUAUUGACAUUUUGUGAGGCCCUGGUUACACAAGUACCAGAUCAAUUUCCUUGGCAGAAGAACAACAUUAAUCACUGCAUUUUGAACAUUCUGUAGUUUAUUGAAUACAACAUCUCACUAAAGAGGCAAUAAAUGUUGCCAAGGGAUUUUUAUAUUUUUAAAAGCUUUAAUACAGAUUAAAAUCAGCCAACAUUAAAGUUUUUGAUUGUCCUCUGGCAGAGUAAGUGAGGAGUAUGAGUUGUCCCCGAAAAUAAUCUAUGAUGAAGAACUUGAGCGCCUUAAAGGUGAUGGUCAAGAUACAGAACUAUUGACAUCAAUUCCAAGCUAUGAAAGCCUCAAGUCAACUUUGUAUAAAUUCAAGAACCGGUCAGUUAGGACAAGCUUACAAAUGGAUGAAACAUUGGAUUCUGUAUCUGAUGAAUCGGAGGAAGAAAGAGUAAGCAAGCAUAAUUAUUAAAACUUACAAUUAAAUAAUGUAACACUUAUUAUUUUUACUCAUCUAAUGUAGCAAAAAUAUUGUCUUUUUUUUUUUUUGCAAAAUGCAUGCGGUGAUCCGACGAUGAAGCAUCAAUAAUUCUAGGGUAUUCAGUCAGCAACUCAAUUCAAGUGAAAACUUCCACCAAUGCGUGCCUAAUUCCAACUUCAAAAAAAAUAAAUUUGUUUCACCCAGUAAAUUUAAGUUUAAACUUCCAACUGAAGUAAAAUAAAAAUUAGAAAAGAAUGCAAUUUACAGUUCUUAUUGAUGUCAGCUUAAAUAAAAUAUAGGCCUACUUUUAUUUUUUUAAUGAAGAAAAUUGCAUCCGCUUUAGUUUUAGCUAGUGUAAAGAUAUUAAAUUAAGUCAUUCGGUAGUAGGCCUAAUUAUAAUAAAUAUUUAUAAUGACUAAAGCCAUUCAAAGUCAGUGAUAUUAAAUAUAUUUAAUCAAACAUUUAAUGACACAGCAGUUCUUGCUAAGAAUUACACAGAUUUGUAAUUAUGGUUCACUCCUUAAAGAAUUCCCCAUAAAAGAUAAAGGUAUAUUACAUAGAUAUUGGUGGAACCUAGCCAAGAUUCUGUUUACCUAUCCAUAUUCUAAAUGUUGGGCCAGAGGUCAUUUUGAACAGACCAAUAGGAUUUAAGCUUCCUUUUGACCUAUGACCGUGAAGAAGUGACAUAGGGUAAAAGUAUCAAUUUUGUGACCUACAAUUAAUUUAUUGUUUUGCAUGCAAUUUUCUAAAUCUUGUGGAAAAACUGUGCAAAGACCUGUAAGGCCCUACAGUCUAGGAAACUGUAAAAAACUGUACAAUGUAUGAUUGGCAUGUACAAUGUAUCACUACUAUCACUGCCACAUUAAAUUAAAAAAGAAAUUUACGAAUGUCCAAAUAAACAGUAUUUAGUAUUCAUUAAGAACUUUUUCAUCUUUUUUACAAUCUUAAAUAUAUUUCUUUACAGGAUGAGGAAAGCUUAUCUGAACCUUCUGAAAGCACACUGGAAGAUGAACUGCCGUUUGACCCAGUAAUUGAAGAGGGCUUCUCGACCUUUAAUGCUCAACUCCCAUCAUGGCUCGACCAGGAUCCUGAUAAACACAUUCUUGAUGGUCAUCUCUUGAUUAAAAAAAGUACCACUGAUACUAGUUCUGGCUGGACAUGCUCCAAAGAUGGAUGCCCUUUCCGCUGUGUGAUAGACAAUGACACAAAAGCUGUCACACGAAACCAAUGGGACCACACCCACAAGUCUGCAAUCAAACACAUAAUAGCCCAGGCCAUGUUUAAUGCUGUUAAAAGAAGAGCUGUGACGGGCCCAAGUGUUGCACCUAAAACCAUUUAUGAACAGGAAAAGAAAAGAAUAGCAGAUAAACUAAGUGGCAACGCUACUUUACUCAAAUUUAUCCCAAGCGUCACUCAGGUAUAUCAGCUGGUGAUUAAAACAAGAGCUAACCCUCCACCAAAGCUAAAGGAGAUAAAAUCCAAAAUCCCUAAGCAGCCCAAGAAGAAAAAGUCACAGAAGUUUUCAGGAAGUAAUAACAGCAACAGCAGUCUGGGUACUGGCAGCAACACCAGUAAUGGGGCUGGUCCAUAUGAUACUGAUUACUUGUUAGAGCAUUUUGAAGAAGAUGGGGAAAGAGUUAGUACCUACAUUGAGGAACAACGACAACAGAACAGCUUGUUUGAGCAUGAUGGUUCCAGCAUACUACAAACGGCAACACUGGACAGUAAUUCCAUCCCAGUUUAUCAACACCCAUCUUAUCACAGCAAUUCCUACACCAAUAUUCUUUCUUCUAAUACAAGCUUACCUAAUUCCUCUAAAACAAUUGGCCAGAUGGAACAUCAACCUGGCUUAAAUAAUUUUGGUUCUCCGCCGAAUAAACCUCCCAAUUUUCAAUCAACACUAUCACAUGUUGAUAGCAACCAAACACAGCCCCCACCUUUAAUUUUAGCAGUGAAUUCAGUCAGUGUACAGCCAAGCUUACAGCAAACUAGCCAUCCUGCUGUACCUGCUCAAAACCUAUCUUUGUCACCAAAUAGUGAGAAUGUGUUCACUUUGCAUGGUUAUCCCCUUCUCCCUGCUAUGACACAGAUUGGAAACAUCUAUUGGCAAUGCCGGGUCCCAGGCUGUAGCUUUCAGUGUGUCCUCAAUGCAGGAACAUCACAGAUUGUGCAAAUCUCUGGUAAUCAUAACCAUGAGCCACCAGGCUCUCAUUCAGCAUUUUGCUCCCAGGUUAGUCUUUGUUACCCUGCAGCGUUAUUAUGCAUGAAGUGUAUAUUCUUGUAUUAGUGUUUGCAUCAGCAGACCUGUUUACUCUUAUGAUUUCGGCGUACAAUGUACGGUUUUGAGAUGUCUUUUACAAUUAUAUGCAAAGACUUGUCAGGACAAUGGUUAGUAUGAUUUUUAAGAGACUUAAAAAUAACAUUUUCUGUUGUUAGUUUUAACUUGCAUAUCCAUUCUUCAUCCAGUGGGGAAUGGAUAGAGAAAUACGAUUGGUUGGAGGACCAUCUAUAAUUAUAUUGCCUUUACCCUGAAAGGCGAAGGGAGUGGUGUUGAUUAGGAGAUUUUGUGUACAAGGUGUGUCAAAGCUCUGAUAUAAUUACCACCGCUACAUUUUCGACACAAUUUUGUAAUGAUUGUGGUGAUGGUCAUAUUGUUUUCAUAUUGCUUUUUGUUUUCAUAAUGAACUCUUUAGACAGGACAACAAUAAUAUUAUCAUAGUCACCCUAGUGACAAUUUUAGUCUAUCCGGGGCUAUCCUUAUAGUGCGUAUGCUUUGAGUGGGGGAGGGGGCUUGUCCAUUAUUAAGAUUUUUCCUAUGCGUGUAGGGGUUUGUCUUGGCAGAAAUUACAUACAUUAUUGAAAAAUUCUACAAUAUUCAUGCUGAAAGUCCAAAAAUAGCAUACUUGUAUAGCGAAUUUAUAUGCUGUAAUUUAUCACGCAAUGUUUUUUUUGAAUUAUUUUCAUAAUGACAUGUAUUUUGACAAAUGAACUUAAUACAUAUACUCAGUACUAAAUAGUAGAGGUAUUACAGUAAUAUUUAGUCCACGGUAUGUCCAACUGCUUGUGACAUAUUUUGUUGGGUAUGCCAGUGGUUCUAAAAUCUUCAUUUCGCGGCAACUGCCAAAUUCACGAAACUACCACGCUGAUGACAACCACAAAUUUGAGAGUUGCUACAUUCAAAUAUCUGGGGGCAACUAUAACCGAGCACAUUGAAAUAAUGUCGGAGGUGAAAAAGGGUAAACAGCACGCAACUGUUCUUAUUUCAGCCUACAAACGCUACUGGGAAGCAAAAACCUCUCAAGGGAAACAAAGAAGACAAUAUACAUCACUAUCAUAAGGCCGGUAGUAAUUUAGGCCAGUGAGACUUGGACCCUUACCAGAAAAGCAGAGAAUCUACUCAACACAUGGGACAGGAAAAUCCUCAGAAGAAUAUACGGCCCAGUGAUAGAAAAUGAUGUCUGGAGAAUCCGUAUAAACCAAGAGCUAUACCAAUAGUACAAAGAUCCACCCAUAGUUGCAACAAUACAAACAAAAGAGCCAGACUGCGCUGGGCAGGACAAAUUGAAAGGAUGCCUGAUUGGAGAGCAGGAAAUGUGAUAUACAGGCAGAAACCUAGGGGCAGACCACUUACCGGUUGCCCAAGGCUGAGAUGGAUCGAGGAUGUAGAGGAGGAUUUACACGAGUUGAGAGUAUGGUCAUGGAGGUGGAAAGCCAUGGAUCGUUCUGAAUGGAAGGAUGUGGUGGAGCAGGCCAGUGCCCUACAUGGGUUGUAGCACCACUGAUGAUGAUGAAAAAUAAAUAUAACUCAAAUGUAGGUCACUAAGCACCAUCUAGUAACUGCAAACAGUAGUUACUUAGCGAGUUACUGUUUGCACCACAACCUCUAGAUCAGUGGUUCUCAACCUUCCUGGUGCCACAACCCCUUAAUGCAGUUCCUCAUGUUGUGGCGACCCCCAAUCUCAAAAUUACUUUCAUUGCUACUUUAUAACUAGAGUAUAUGUAUUUUCCGAUGGUCUUAGGCGACCCUUUUAAAAGGGCCAUUCGACCCCCAAAGGGGUCGCACCCACAAAUUGAGAAGCGCUGCUCUAGAUGUUUGUCGAGUAUGAGAGUUAAAAAGAAGAUAGUGUUUUCUUUCUCUCUGAUAGUGAGCUACGUUAUACAUAGGUAUAUGGAAUUAACAGUCUGUGAAUUUAAUUAUAUACUAAAAUUGCAUUUAUUAUGAAAGGGGACUUGAGUUGAUUCAGUACUAGUAGGACAUAUUGCAACAUGUGAAAGAACUUGAUGAAUUAACCAAUUUGCCUGUCCAAACCUUCGCGAGCCGCACGGCUCUAGAGGAACUGGACCGCAUCCAAAACCGUGCUCUAAGGUUUGUAUGCGGGGCAAUACGGACCACACCCACGGCGGCGGUGGAGAUCAUAGCCAAUGUCGAACCGCUCGAGGUCAGGCGGGAGAAUGCAGUCCUUACGACGGUAGAACGCUACCGCCGCAUGGAAAGAGAAGAACCCUGUUUCCAAUUGGACGAAUGGGUAAAAAAGUCCAGAUUGAAGCGACCAUCCUUCAUGGACACGGUGCACAGUCUCAAAGAAGACGUUAUUUUACCCGGAAACAGGGUGAAAGUGAUCCCCGCGCGGGGGCCUCACAAAAGUCUUCCCCUACCAGACAUUCGACUGGAAAUGAUUGACACUAAAGCCAGCGAAGGCAGUCCUCAAUUAGAACCAUCAGAGGCUGUACGACGCACGAUUGAAGCUUACCCGAACAGCCUGGUUAAAGUCUUCACAGACGGCUCAUGUUUCACGGGGGAGAAGCGUAGCGGCUACGGUGUCCUCAUCCAGUAUCCCGCAGAAAUGGCUCCACCCGAGGAGCUAUCAGGCCCAUGCGGUAGAAAUGCAACGAGCCUCGAUGCGGAAAUUGAGGCGAUACUGGUAGCUCUUAAGAGGUUAAACCAACGGCUAGUUCUUCCCGGACGUUGUGGUCUUCACCGACUCUCAUUCUGCUCUCGAACUCAUGGGGGAGAGAUCGGUGGGCUCUAAAAAGAUCACAGCCAUUCUGGAGACAGUAGGCUCCAUCCAUGCACAUGGCUCUAAGGUAGUCUUACAGUUUAUCACUUCGCGCUCAGAGGCGUCGCUUCCUGACAGGGCAGACUUCUUAGCCAAAGAAGGCGCAGCCCUACCUCAACAGACAAACCCAUGACUCAGCUCGGAGUCACUGCCUGGGUGAAAGACCAUUUCAAGGAGAAAUGGCACAGAAGGUGGGACACGGCCACUACUGGACGACAGCUUUACCAGAAAAUGCAGCGGCCGGGCAAAAGCGACCCAUGGUGGAAACUUAGUCGUGGAGAACAAAGCCUUAUCACACAGAUGAGAACUGGGCACUGCGCGACGUACAGUUAUCUCCACCGACUCGACAACAGAAGGGAACCUUUGUGUCGACAAUGCGGACUCGAAGAGGAGACAGUAGCCCACUUGGUUGUCACGUGUCCGAAUAGUGGGAUGGGGGCCGACGGUAGGAAUCCGGAAGCUUGCCUAAAUGAUCUCCUUUACGGUAGCGCCCAGCAGAUGAGGCGCGCCGUGGAAAUCGUGUCCAGGGUCCUAAGAGAUUGAAUCUCGACCCUUUUGAGUAUUAAACUUUAUUAGUAUAAACAAGAGUUUGAAAAUGUUACAUUGGAUUAAAAUUGGAAAUAAACCUAUUAAAGUUUUGUAAUAUUUCGCGACACCCCUGUGAGCAAGCCGCAGCAACCCUUAUAGAAAAAGGGGAUGUGGGCAAUCGUAAUAAAUGUAUACAUCCGUACCAUUUAGAUGGCCCAUCAUAUUUCUUUACUUCUGUGCUGUAUGACGUAUUUUUGCGACAUAAUUAUUUCUUACGGCUGACCAGUAAAGUAUAGAAACAGAAAACUAGAGAAUGCAUUCUCAACUGUUCCGUGCAACAACAUAGAUUUCGACAUAUUUUAGAAUGCACUAAACAGAUGUACAAUUUAUAAUACCCCCUCUUCCUUUCAGCCAUUUACAGCUUGUGGUAGUUAUCAGGCUGUAAUAUCUACUUUUUGAAGUUAUCUUUUUUUUUAUACCAAAUUAACUCGAUCCCACUAGCCAUGCGAUGCUAAUAGUGCUGUAUAUUGUUUACAAUAUAUAUAUACUGUUAGUUUAUUUAUUUACCAUUAAGAUACUGUAUUGUAAGAUUUUGAAAUAUUGUACUAUUUUAGAAGUAAAAGAUAGACUUUUGUAAUGUUAAAUACCGGUACACAAACAUUUAUGUCAAUCAACACAGUUGGGCUUUAAAUAGAGGAAAAUAAUUCAAAUUUACACAUUAGCACCAUGUCUUUAUUAAUAAAACAAAAACUGCAUUUAAUUUAUAAAUUAUAUUUGUGUUGUUGCAUCAACUACCAUGGCCCAAAUGAGUACAAAAAAAAAAUCUCUCCACCAUUUUAAACACUUGUGUACAACUACCAAAAUUUUAUUUGUUUUUUUACCCCAGGUUGUUAAAAUGCUCCAGCGCAAGGCUGCUGAAAAUCUGGAUGAACCUCUGACUAGUGUUUACUGGGAGUACAUGAGAAGCCUACGAAAUGUUAUUGAUUCAGAAGAAAUUCUUAGUGGUCUUCCACGCUUUCAAGAUGUGGCUUUGGCAAUGCAAAAUUCCAGGUCUGCAAUGGGAGCUGUUGACAACUCACAUCAGGUAAUUCAAACAUUUUCAGGCUUUGUGUAAAAUGAAGAUAUUAUUUUUUAUUAUAAAUAUUACUUAAAAUAAUACUUAAGUAUUGUUUUUUUUUUUAAAAUAAAAGAUUAACUACUGCAACAUUACAGAAGAUUUAAUUUGUAUUCUUUUUAUCGACUAUCUACUACAAAUCAGCCUCAUUGAAUGUGUUCAUUUAAGGAUAUUGUUUUAUUUUGCCAUUUAUAUGAAUAAGUUAUAAGUAAAAUUUUGAUACUUGUUCUUUUUCUUUCGCAGUUCAGAAAUUUGGUUACAGGGACAGCUAAUCAGACAAUUAAAGUCUUUGAAUAUCAUUUUGAUGCUCAGAGUGGAUCUUUAGUUGUUAAUGGAGACCUUUUGGUUCUUAAUUGGAGAAUGAAUGAAUUGUCUUACUGGAAGUGUAAAAAAACAGAAUGCAGGUAAAAGAUAAUGUCACAUCUACUCUCUGAUGUAUAUGUAUAUUAUUAUUAUAUGAGAGGCAUAUGUUAUAACAAAAUCUUUUGUCAUAAACAUUUAAGUGUUAAAGUCAUUAAUCAAUCUCAACUGAUCAAAUGUAUUUUCAUUUUAAAAAGUGUAUCUUGUAUAUGCCAAAAAAAGAUUAAUUUGAUAAAGUUGUCUCUUCAGGUUCAAAUGUACAUUGGAUGAAGAGCUGAACUGUGUCCAUAUCAUGAACCCUCACAACAACCCAUGUCCUUCCAGCACCCAAGUAGAUGGUAAAAGUGCUUCAGUCAAGCGUAAAUAUCCUGACAAGCCUUCUCCCCGAAAACCUAAGUUUCAGCGAAUAGAUGAAAUGAAAUUUAAGAGUAGUAAUUAAAUGUAUAAAUCAUAAUUUUUUAUGAACAAAUGCAUUUAAAAAAAAUAAUUUACUGCUGUUUAAGGAUCUGAUAAUUAUUUUAAAACAGAUUUAUGAACAAGCAAGAUUGAUUGAUCGGUUUUAUAUAAUAGAGUAAAAAAUAUAAUUUUUUGUUUUCAUUAAAAAAAACUUGAAAACACCAAUCCAUUUUGAUUUAAAAAAAAAAAAAAAAUUAGGUGGCACUGAUCAAAACAACUUUUUAAUUUUAAUAUACCCAGUACUGUAUAUUACAGUUACGGCGUUUUUUUUACGGCGUAUGUGAGAACUUUUGGGGAAUAAAUGCUACUUAAAAGUAGAGGUUUACAUUAUAUGCAUGUAUUUGAAUUUUUUUCUUAGAAGUAAACGAUAUACCAUAGUCUACUUAAUUUUAAUACUUGACUCGCUUGCAUUCAGCGACUGAGUAAUUUGAGUAGCAUCCCUUUUAAAGUAAUAUUAGCAUAGUUGUAUUAUGUCCGCUGUUCAUUUUAAACUUAAUAAAUUAAAUAACUUUGACAUUUUUAUUAAAAAUAAAUAUCUAUUUCCCUAAUUCGUAUUGUAUUAUUAUGGACAAGAUAAGAUUGCAUUAUAUGUGGACAUGGCAUUUUAGUGCUUUUUUCAAACAAAAGGUUAGAGUUUGCAUCAUAAAUGGAUUGCAUUGUACAUUGUACAUAGUAAUAUACAGUGAGUUAGAGGUACUAAGAACAUGAAUGUGAUAACUUUAAAGAAUUGAAGCACAUUUCUUAUAUUUCAAUUUUUAAUUACUGUAUGUAACAUUGUAACAUGCUCGUACAUUUGAAACUCAGCUUUGAUGCAUUAGUAUAAACAUUUACAAAAUGAGUAAAUCCAUUAUCACUAGCUUUUAAGAAGUGCAAUUAUACACUAUAUAUGGCACCUUCUUCAAAUUCACCAACUGAAGAUACUGACAGAAUCUUAGGGGUUGUUUGCAAGUUACAUCAAGCUGGGGGGGGGGGUGGAUUUGUAUUAUAGGUACUAGGUAUUAUAGGUACCAUGAAAAUCAGUCGUGCAGACCUUCUGCGCAUAUAGUAAAAUGACGCAAAAACUGAUUUGGCCAUUUUACAUUCAGCUUAUGGAUGACUUUGCAUAAGUUUUCUAAUAAUAAUACAUCUAAAUCCAAUAUGGGAAAAUGUUAAAGAAUAAAAUAAAAUCUUAGUUUAGUUAGAAAAUUCUAUGUAUGUUUGAUUUUUUUUUAGUUGUGACAUGACACUGGGGAAAAGGGCGUGGGGUGUUCCUAUAUAGGUCAUUUUUUUGGGUGACAUAAUUUGCAAACGACCCCUUAAUUUUCAUUAGGUUGUUAGUUAUUUUUUGAGUUGGUUUAUGGUAACUUAACUUUGAAUGAUUUUGGCUCCCAGUAUGAUCUUAAUUGUCACUUGGGUUUAUGAAAAUAUAUGCUCAGAUUUUGGCAGUUUUAAAAUUAUAAUGGUACAGGAUGAUAGAUAAAGUAAUCUACCAAUCGUCGCUAUCUAUGAAUCUUAAGCUAAUUUAGCAUUUAUCUUAAUAUAAAAAAAGAAUUGAUUUAUUUUCGUAACUAUUUCUAUUUAUGUAUCAGAUGAACAUUAUUUUUAUGUGCAGGGCUACCCCUUUUACCAAAAAAAACCCCUAAAAAACCUGGUGGUCCAUAAUAUUAUCUUCAACUUCAAUACAUUCAUUUGCUUAUUUUUUAUAUUAAUGCCUAUGGCAUUUUAUGCUUAGUAUUAGUAUUCAGUGACCAACUCAAACUCAAAUGUUUACAGAAUUAAAUUUAUUAGUGUAUUCCACCAUAAAAUUAUGAUUUUAAUGGUGAAAUACAUAUAGAUGUCUGACCAUGUUUUAUGCCUUACUGGUACUAUGGUAAUGGCACAGAAUCACGGUAUGCCUGAACCAAGACAAUUUAAUAAAAAAAUAUUUAAAAUUUUACAGCUCACCUGAAUUAACAUUUUAAGUUUAAAAUGCAUAGCAUUUAGAACUAAAACAUUUUUUUUUCUUUAAAAGUAUUAGCACCUUUCUAGUGUAUUUUCCCCCCAAAUCUACCUCAAGCUAUAAUUUGUGGGGCCAUUUUCUUUACUUAUUUAUUUUGGCUGUGGCAUAAUUUGUUAUAAAUACUAAUAUUUUGUAACUUACACAUAUUUUUUAAAUCCAAAAACGGUGGCAGGGAGAUGGGGAGAGUAAAGGGGAAGACAUCAGUUUUGAUUGAAAAAAAUGUAUAUUUUAUGUGCAUAUAUGUAUAUUUAAAUGAGUGCAAAC
This is a messenger RNA of Lymnaea stagnalis (great pond snail), 30821 nucleotides long. The record is from the annotation of a GenBank genome assembly. Lineage: Eukaryota; Metazoa; Mollusca; Gastropoda; Lymnaeidae.